CUUGGUUCUGGGACUUUGCUGUGCGGCACGCAAUACGAGGUUGUAACGAGCCCUCCCGCGUUAAGGGGAGCUGGUAGUAGUUUGCGCACCGCCUCACCGAUCGGGGGCUACCCCUCCACCAAGCCUAUCGCCUGGCCAGACCGGGGCUGCCCCUCCACCAAGCCUGGCUCCAGAGUAACAAAAGGACAGACAGCCAAGGACAAACAGAGCAUCAGACUAUGAGGCCGUCAACGAGCGCGGCGGUCGCCCUGGGCCUGACCUACCUCGCGCUUGGCAUCGAGGCCGAGUGCAACAAGAACAAGCACUGUGAGACCGGCUCGUUCUGCGCCUGUAACACUGGCUCGGGCGAGUGCACGGACAAGGACUCGGUCUGUCAGACGUGUGCGAGUAUCGGGUGGCCGACCUUCGAGCCCGGCACGGUCGCCUGCGAGAGAUAUGAAAGGGGCUGCGGCCUCACGUGCGACGGGAGCAACUACGAGGCGAGCCAGGCGUGCGCGGGCGAUAGGGUUUGGUUGGAUUGUGGCACUGCUUGUGAAAAGGUCUGCGGCGAGAAGUCCGACGACGUCUGUACGGAGCAGUGUGUACCGGCGUGCCAAUGCCCGAAAUACACGGUCCUCGAGAGCGCGGACGGUGACGUUUGUUUGAGAAUGAAGGAGUGCCGGAAGCGGCGGAAAAGUGAUGACGACAUGACCUUCUGGGGCUUCGACGACGACGCCGAGGACUGGUACGCCGACGGCGCCAAGAAAAAAGCGGACGACGACGGCGAAGCCGCAGCGGCGUCGUCGUCCAACUCUCGAGGAGCCUCGGAUGGGCUCCAGGUCGACGGUGCUGGUUUGACGGUUGGAUGUGUGUUCACCGCCGGCAUUCUCAUUGGUGCCGCCGCGAUGCGCUUCCGGCAAUCAUCAAAGAGGCGACCACCAACCGUCGAGCUGGGCCAGGUCAUCGUCGCCGAGGAGGUCCUCAAGGACCUCGAGCCGCGACACCUCGAGGAGCCGUCCCCGGAGGUCCACUCCGUCGACGCCUCGACGCCGACCGCGAGACCCGUGUAAACAGAACCCUUGUGUAACA
Pelagomonas calceolata is the source of this 1068-nucleotide messenger RNA. The record is from the annotation of a GenBank genome assembly. NCBI's taxonomy places the organism in Eukaryota, Pelagophyceae, Pelagomonadales, Pelagomonadaceae.